AUGCAUGAUUUAAACUGGGGGUACAGUCGAGGGAAUUUUCCUGAGUUACCUGGCGUAAGCGUCCUAUCCAUUGCAAGUUCCUAUGAAAAUAUCCACGUGUCAAGCGAGCAACCCACCCGAUUACUUCAGAACCUGAAUUGUGUGGGUUGUUCUAACAUUAGGAAGGUUUUCAUCCCAUCAACAACACACUGUUCCCAUUUACUAUUUUUAAACCUUUCUCUGUCCGCUAAUUUGAAGGAGGUUGAUGUAGCUUGUCUCAACCUAUGCUGGCUUAAUUUAAGUCUGUCAUGUGAAGUUUUGAAGCUAGAGUGUCCAAGAUUGACCAAUCUAUUCCUUCAGUCGUGCAACAUUGACGAGGGAGCUGUUGAGGCUGCUAUUUCAAAGUGCACUUUGUCGGAGACUCUUGACGUUCGCUUUUGUCCUAAGAUAAGCUCAACGAGCAUGGUAAGAUUUCGUGCUGCAUGUUCUGGUUUGAAACGAAUAUACAGCAGCCUUGCAACUUCAUCAGCGCUAUCUUCAUGCAUUGCCACAAUAAGUUAUGGCUGUUCUAAUUGUUGUAAAUUUAUAUUCCAAUUUGUUGUUGCAUAUUUUAUUCUGAAGUGGUCUGUCUUGCCUUUCUCUUGUGAAGAAUAG
Messenger RNA from Lathyrus oleraceus (garden pea), 633 nucleotides. RefSeq names its product F-box/LRR-repeat protein 15. The transcript is spliced from 5 exons. The record is from RefSeq and is a predicted model, not a curated record. The coding region runs from base 1 to 633 and encodes 210 amino acids. Lineage: Eukaryota; Viridiplantae; Streptophyta; Magnoliopsida; Fabales; Fabaceae.